AUGGCAGCUUUCACAUCUACCUGUGCCGUCACCAGUACUACAACCACCACAUUGUCCCAAACUGCUCGGCGAAGGCAAGGAAGCAGUGAAGAGGCGGGAAAAUGUGAGAGUGACUGGAGGAAGACUGAGAAUGGGGACGUGGGACAAAACACUAUCCUGGAGAAAACCCACGACUUUUUCCAGCUUUGUGAUAUCGAGAACAAGGGCUUUAUCACCCGACGUGACAUGCAGAGGCUGAACGGCGAGCUCCCUCUCAGUGCGGAGGAGUUGGAGAACGUAUUUGAUACCCUUGAUUCUGACAGCAAUGGAUAUCUCACCCUCGAUGAAUUCUCCUCCGGCUUUAGUGAGUUUUUAUUUGGUCGGAAGAUUUCUGUAGAAGAAAAUAUGGGGGAGAAAAACUACUGUGAAAACCCACCAGAGGUCCUGUAUCAGUCCCAGUGGGAGGAGAGCCUGGCAGCCUCAGAGGAUGAAGAAGAGAAACAUUUUUGCAUGCUUAUGGAGAGCCUCGGAGCCAACAGUGUCUUUGAAGAACCUGCUGAGGUGCGCAGUUUGUGGGCACAGCUGCGGCGGGAUGAACCACACCUCCUAUCCAAUUUUGAGGACUUCCUGGCCAGAGUGACAUCCCAGAUCAUAGAGGCAAACCAGGAGAAGAGGGAGAUAGAGAGUGCUCUUAAAAGGAAAGCAGCAACACAUGAUGAUGAGAUCAAGCGUCUGUAUGAAGAAAUGGAGCAGCAAAUAAAAAAUGAAAAAGACAGAAUUGUGCUGCAGGACUAUGAGCAGUUCCUGUCUCGGAGACAAGACAUGGAGUUACAGCUAUCCAGUAAAGAGAAAGAGCUGGAACAACUCUUUCAGAAACAGAGGGGGUUGGAAAAUCAGUGCCAGGAGCUUCACAGUGAACAACAUGUGACCAAGGUGGAGAACGUGAAGCUCAAGCAGACAAAUAACGAGCUAGCACGAGAGCUGGACCACACGAACCAAGAGCUGGUAUUAGCACAGGAACAGCUGGGUCUGCUGCAGGAACAGGCCUCACGGCUUCAUGAGGAGAAGGAGAUGGAAAUAUACAGACUGAGUGAAGGACUGCAGCGUGAGCGAGCAAGCCUUCUCAAGCAACUGGACCUGUUGAGGGAAAUGAACAAACAUUUACGGGAUGAAAAAGACAUGAUCUAUCAGAAACCAAAAAAUUAUAAGAAAACACCAGUUUGCCACCAGCAGAUGCCUUUCAUGAAUGUUGGGAAACAAACAAACAUCUUCAAAAGUGAGGAGGACCUGACCACCAGCUCUGUGAGGCAGAACUCCAAUGGGUCAUGCCAGCAAUCUUGCCCGGAGAGGACAAGAGGGCACCUCCAGAGGAUCAUCUCCAUCGAGGAGGACCACCUCCCACACUUGCUCCAGAAUAACUAUCAGGCUCAAACCCCACUUAAGGAGUGUAGUGAAGGGGAGGAUGCGUCAGACAAUGAGGAGAAUAUAGACUUGGUGAUGAGUGAUAUUUACCCAUCUGCAUCUUCUGCGCAACCACAGCAGUCGAAGGGAAAUGUGGAAAAAAGGAAAACUCCCACCUCACCAAGGGGCCAGCCUGUUGGCAAAGAGACCAGCAUAAAUGAGGAAACUGGUCCAUCACCACCUGACCGCCUCUUCAAGAUUGUUCUGGUAGGGAACUCUAGUGUAGGAAAGACCUCCCUCCUUCAACGAUUUUGUGAUGACUGCUUCCGCCCAGGAACCUCUGCCACUGUGGGUAUAGAUUACAGUGUGAAGACAAUAACUGUGGACAACAGCCAGGUGGCGCUGCAGAUGUGGGAUACAGCAGGACAGGAAAGAUAUCGAAGCAUCACCAAACAAUUCUUUCGCAAAGCUGACGGUGUGGUUGUGAUGUAUGACAUCACAGCUGAGCAGAGCUUCACAGGAGUCAGACAGUGGCUGACAAGUGUGAAGGAGGGCGCAGGGGAGGACAUAACCAUUAUGCUCUUGGGUAACAAAACGGACAAGGAUAUUGAGAGACAAGUUCAGAAAGGAGUGGGCGAAAGGCUCGCCAAGGAUUGCCAAAUGACUUUCUAUGAGUGCAGUGCAUGCUCUGGACACAAUGUGAUGGAGUCCAUGGUUCAUUUGGCCAGAAUUCUGAAAGAGCAAGAAGACCGAGAGAAAGAGAAGACUGUCCAGCUGGUCAACAGCCCGUCAGAGAAGAAGAGAUCCUGCUGCUAACGGAUAAAAAAACACACACACACAAACACAUAGUAGUGCUACCCUUUACUAAGAUAACACAAUGUCGUAAUGUGACCACAUUGUUCUGACUGUCAGCACAACUUCUGACCCAGUCUGCACCUCGUAGCAUCCAGGGUAAAGCCAGAGUGAAUACUGUCAUGUGUCACAGAUGUUAUUGCACUAUUAUGAAUAAUCUGCUGUGUAUUAUUUCCCUAAUGAGUUGAAAUGGAAUUCUUAAAGUAAUAAAAUGUAAGGUAAAUUCAAAUAUUUCCUUGCAGGGAUAUAUAUAGAAAUCACUGGGGGAAAAAGUGUGUUCUACUUUAAUCAAACUAAGACUUUUCAUUUUUUUUAAAUGUUGGAUAUUCUUUCAAACUCUGACUGUAACUCCUAAAUAUUUAUGUGGCUUCCAAAAGCCCUUUUAUCUGUCACGUGGACUUUUUACUGUAUGUAUUGAUAUAUUCAUUCAGUGUUAUAAUUCUUUUUAGCUGUUUUGCUUUUUUAACUUUGGUAGUACACACUUAGUGUUGGGGAAAAACACAUCAACACCUCAAAAUUUGAAUCCAGUCUUGUGUAGACUUGCUAUGAAACCUUUUGGUGUUCAGAGAUUUUUUUAAUGAGGUGUUGAUAAAUCCCUGUGGUAUCUAUUUGGGAAACAAUUAGUGAUGGUGUUAUAUGGCACUUAUGUUUCAGUUUCUGCACCUGUCGAUCCUUUAGUCAAAUCAAUACGCCUCAGACACACUACUGAACAUUAUUAGCUUUAAUGUAGUAUUUGUUGCAGGGUAUGUUAUUUUACAGGUGUUCAUGUUUUUUUGUCCACCCUUUUGUAUAUUGUAAUUUGACUUUCAAUUCUGUGUUGUUGUUAUGACAAUACUGAAGGUUCAUAGGGUACCUGAGCAUUUUGUUGGGUUUUUUAAGAGGCAGAAAAUAAUACAGAAAAAAAUUCUCUCCCAGGAACUGAAUGAGAUUUAGUGCACAAAAUAUUUAUUUCUCUUCACCUUAAACUGCCUGCCAAGUAUUUUAAGAAAAUAAUGUCAAAGCAACAUGUAAUAUGUUCAGUAAGUUAUGUAAUCUGUAUAUUACAAGCAGUUUUACUGUUUGGUA
Messenger RNA from Scomber scombrus (Atlantic mackerel), 3297 nucleotides. RefSeq names its product calcium release activated channel regulator 2Aa (gene cracr2aa). Bases 1 to 2196 code for a protein of 731 amino acids. The transcript is spliced from 17 exons. NCBI's taxonomy places the organism in Eukaryota, Metazoa, Chordata, Actinopteri, Scombriformes, Scombridae. The record is from RefSeq and is a predicted model, not a curated record. Gene Ontology annotation, molecular function: GTP binding; GTPase activity; calcium ion binding.